AUGUUGGCCUCGUCGCUGCCACUGCUGCGCCGCCGCGGCACGGGUCACGUCGUGAAGUACCUGGAGGGGGUGCCCACCCCCACGAAGCUUAUCGACCACCUUGCUGGCGCCGACCUGCAUGCAUCCGCCGAGUUACCCUUCUUUACUACCGUGCCGCGCUACGUGGACGUGCAGCGGGAACAGCGUCUGUCUCGCCUGUACUUUCACCAUGUUCUGUACCCCGCUGGAGGGGCUCGGCUUCCCUAUCAAGCAGUCGUCGUGCGCGGAGGACGUGCGGUUCGUGCCUCAGAGACGCACUUGCUGCGGGUCAAGAAGGCGACGAGCUGGACGCCGCUCCAUGCAGAGCAGCAGCAACAGCAACAGCCCACCGCGGUCGUUGCCCCAGCGGCGCGCCGACCAAGCCCUCUCGCCGUCCCAUCCUCACAGCUCGGCUCCUCAGGCCCUGCAUCCUCAUCGCCUGCUGCAGCAAAGGUGCCCGUCAUGAGCGUCAGCACGACAGUCCCCACAGAGGACGUUCCCGCCCCGGCGUCGUGGGCGCGAGUGGACCCUGCGAGGCGGCCAUACUUUUCCGCCGGCACACCGCGCAGCCACGAGCAUCGCCGCAGCUCUCAUCGGCCUCCAGAAGACACGGAGCGGUCGGCGAGGGUGGUGGAGGACACGACUUUGGCUCCGCUGCGAGGGGCUCUGGAGCACUUCUGGAAUGAACUGAGGACAACGAGGAACUCGUCGACCCAAGAUGUCACAGGUGGGCCGCCCUCCGCCGCCCUUUUGGCUACGAACGAGAUGGCGGAGCGCGUUCGGCAGCUGCUUGUGUCCCCCGCAGCUGGGCUCCUGUGGAUGCCAACCUCUGCGUCCCUGUCAAACGCUGCGGAUAUCUGUGAGGAAAGCAGACACACUUCCAGCGGCGUCUCUGACAGCUCAGAGCGGCGCUUCUGGACAGAGCUGAUGGCGCACGUACAGGAGAGAGUGUCAGCAAUGACGAUGCAUGUGGGCGGUGGCGGUGACGGCGAGGUAAAAUCCCCUGCAGCCGUGCGUACGUGCUUGUAUGUGCAGACACGGCUUCCCCCGUCAGCGACGGUAACACUCCCGUUAGCGCAGGUGCGCGAUUAUGUCCACGACGGCAGGGAAACAGCAGGUGACCUCAGCGUGCACGAUGACGCGAGCGAGCGUGUGGUUUGUCGGCUUGCUGGUGGCCUGGAGCCGGUGGUGUCGUUUGCUGUGGGUCGCCCACUGACGCCGGUCACGACCGACGGCGCUGCCACCUCGCCGUCGGAUCGUGCCUUCGCGCACGUGACGUGCCUGACGCGACUCAACAUGCGCGUGACAUCGGCGCCGUUGGCAAAGGCCCCAGCGGUGAACGCAGCAAACGUGUCAUCCGGUACGCAUCCGGUGAAGGAAGCGGUGCCCCACUUCCGCGACAGCACCCUUCCCUCCGCGGAGCCGUGGCGCUUGGGCGGUGUUGGGCUGGACCUCAUGACACCUCUGCACGCCCGCACUGUGGCGGAGCGCCACACCGCGAAGCCCUCCGCGCACACGAACGGACGCUUGACGGCGCUAACAGAGAACGGCACCUCCAACGUGAAAGCAAACGCGGACAGCGCAGAAGCAGGACGGUACGUUAUUGGUCGAACGGACGCAGAGACGUACGUGCUCCCCCAGCGUGAGCUGCUACUGACGCUUCACGUGCCCACCCACACAGAAGACAUGUGCGCCGCGCAAAAUCAGGAACGACUGCGCCGACAGGUGCGCCUAGGUCGAGCAAGUCGUGCAGCGAUGUCCGCAGCGUGGCCAACGGAGCAGGCACGGCUCACAUCUGCGCGCCGCGCAGAGGGGCAGUACGCGAAUGCGAUGAGCGCGAACGAGACGGGCGCGCAUCGCACAAACGCGCCGCUGCAAGUGGCUACAACGCCCCUCGCGGCAUCUCCGUCGAUGCCACUGCUUCUGUCCCGCCUCAGUUACGAAGUGCGCGCGCUUCCAGGUGACGUCGUGUACAUUCCACGAGGGUGGGGUUUUGACGUGCAGCGCAUUGUCGGCACAGCCACCAUCGACAACGGCAGCCGCGGCCGAAAAGGAGGUCGUGACGCGGACAAGGUGGGCUUCUACGAUCACCGCGCCGUUGCAGCGCACAAAGGGACGUGGCCUGGUCACCGGCCAGAAACACCGUCUAAAAGCAGCGAACCGAACAAAACAGAGUCCCAUGUGGCGUCGACAGCAUCGGUGCAGCUCACUUCCGUCGAGGUGGACGCCUUGUGCCUCAACUAUCAGCCAUACCCCGAGCUGACAGAGAAGCAGGCAGCCGUCUACGUCGCGGCGAACUACGUGCACAGCGGCGUCGACGAGUUCUACGAACGCGGAGGCAACAGCGUCUAUCGCUCGUACCAAUAA
This is a messenger RNA of Leishmania major strain Friedlin, 2385 nucleotides long. RefSeq lists its product as hypothetical. The transcript has a single exon. The coding region runs from base 1 to 2385 and encodes 794 amino acids. NCBI's taxonomy places the organism in Eukaryota, Euglenozoa, Kinetoplastea, Trypanosomatida, Trypanosomatidae. The record is from RefSeq and is a predicted model, not a curated record.